CUUAAAUCGAGGAGGUCGUGUUUCAUUGACAAUAAUAGCUUAUUUAUAUAAUUAUUAUAGAAAAUGUCAAAGGAAUAUAAACGGUUAUCUACCACCGAUUUUACUGGUAGGCGCAGAAGCAGCUUUAAACCAAAAAAUUUGGUGCGAAUCUACCAACCCACAUACCAACUCAACCCAAGGAAACAUUUCAAUGUUGAAGUAGUAGAGAAACUAUUACGUAGAAUAGUUGACUGUGAACUCGCAGAGGUUGAAUAUAGUGAAAAAGUAGUUCCUGAACUUUGUCUAAGCCUGGCAGAAACUAUACGGAACGCAGUGAAAGAAGAAAACUAUGACAGAUAUAGAAUCCUAGUGUGCGUGAGUAUUGGCCAGCGUCGGCAGCAGAAUGUGAACGUAUUCCAUUCAUUCCUAUGGGACCAUGAACGCGACGGAUUCGCCGCGCACACGUUCCACAACUGCCACAUUUUUGCCAACGUGGUUGUCUACGGAGUUUAUUUGGAUUGAAACUUUAAAUAUGGUAUUUUCAACAUUAAAUAUUAUGUAAUAUCGAGA
Molecule: messenger RNA, 549 nt
Organism: Manduca sexta (tobacco hornworm)
Lineage: Eukaryota; Metazoa; Arthropoda; Insecta; Lepidoptera; Sphingidae
Product: tctex1 domain-containing protein 1
Exons: 3
Coding region: 64-501 (145 amino acids)
Biological process (GO): microtubule-based movement
Cellular component (GO): cytoplasmic dynein complex; cytoplasm
Molecular function (GO): dynein intermediate chain binding
Source: RefSeq, a predicted model, not a curated record